Molecule: messenger RNA, 849 nt
Organism: Mus pahari (shrew mouse)
Lineage: Eukaryota; Metazoa; Chordata; Mammalia; Rodentia; Muridae
Product: testis-expressed protein 13C-1-like
Exons: 2
Coding region: 112-696 (194 amino acids)
Source: RefSeq, a predicted model, not a curated record
AGUGUAAGGAGGCAGGGGAGGAAGGAGGGAGGCGCUAGGACCCAGGACUGGCCAAGGCACUGAGUUGAUGGGUGAGCCCAUUGCAGUCCAGUACUUAGAGCAGGUUUGACCAUGGCUGUGGACAUUGAUGACCCCAAGAGUGGUUUCCGGCACUGCGAAGUGGUUCUGUUCAUCAAUGAAGAGGUGACACGGAACGGUGGUGGCGCUGGAUUCUACCUGACCUUCCAUUCACGGCCCUGGAAGGAUAUAGAAGAUGGCCUGAAGUCUGUAGUGGUUGAUAGCCAAGUACCGCGUUCCAUCAAGAGGGCCUGUGCCUGGAGUGCUCUGGCCCUGGGAGUCAGGGUGGCUGUCAGGCAAGGAGAAAAGCAGUUACGACGUGUUCAGCAGCUGCAGGACCAGGUAGAAGAGCAUGAAGCAGCCACCUGGACUUUGGCCACAGACCUGCAACGGCUGCGUGAGGAACGUGAUGAAGUGGUCUCUGAGCUUCGCAGUGCCAAAGACAACCUGAAGCAAGUGAGGUCUGAGCGGGAUAUGUUGCAAAGGAAGAUAGUUGAGUUCGAGCUGUCACAGCAACUCCUUGCCAAGUCACAAGAUGCUGAUUAUCCAGGCACUCCACCAAGGUCUCUAAUUGUCAAAAAUAAAAAAAAAGAGAGGCUCUUGACACAGACAAGAGUGGGCAGUGUGCAGAGUCCCUGAAGAAAGACCAGAUGGCAUCCCUAACAGUUCUAGAUACUCUGCGUGGGGCUGAAGAAUUCCCAGCUUCCAGUGUGUGAAUCUUCAUGAAAUGACUUUCAAAACCAAUCUCUGCCUCAGUAAAAUCUCAGCUAGUUGCUGCAACAACAAAAAAAU